UUUCGUAUAGUUGGAUGAAUGGUUUAAGUAUGAUUUUUUUUAUUAAUUGAGAUUUUUUGUAGAUUUAGACAGGAAAUGAUAGGUUUUGGAAAGGUUUGUUGGAAGAGAUUUAAUACAAACAUGACAAAGUAUGAUGUGUUUUUAUUAUGGGUUUUAUUAUUAUUAUUAUUAUUAUUAUUAUUAUUAUUUCGAUUUAAUAAGGUUAUUUUGUUGAAGGUGCUUACCGGAACUUUUCAUCCUACAUCCAAAGCAUUAAAGGUCACACAUUGGACUCCUAUACUUACAAAUCAUAACUGGUAUAAUCGAUUGAUCAUCCAAGAUUUAGAUGACUGAGGUUUUGUUGAUUGGAAUAAAGGCUAAAAUAUAGAUAUUUUUAAGUCUUUUGAGUAUAUGGUCUAACAGUGUCUGAUAUUGGCAGUAAAAAUUACAGAAAUAAAUGAUGGAGCCUACCCUGCAGAUCUCAAUUUUAUUACCGAAGUACCCUCUUCCUUCAAGUUUCAAUUUCUUCUACUGAUUUUCAUAAUCUCUUAUUUUGUUGGCAUGUAGUUCAAUCGUUUUCGUUUCAAGUUUCAGUUUUCAAGGGCAAAAUGGUCAUUAGUAUAUAUUAUAUAUUUGAGAAAAGGGUUGUUAAAGUUAACUGCACAAGGACCUAAAUCAAUAUCAAACAUCACUAUAAUAGAUAUUGUUCGAUGCCUAAUCUUAAACUAAGAAUCAGGUAAAUAAACUAUACUUGAACAUCCCAAUAAUUUUUAUUUAUUUAUUUGUUUAUUUUUUUAAGUUAUGCAUGAACUUUAGAUUAAUUUUCAAUUUUAGAAGUUACCUAACAAAACUUGGUAAUUAAUAUGUCACUUUUGAUCUUUUCUGUAUAUGUACUUAUAUUUUAUUCAAUUUGAAAUGACAGAUUUUCAGGUCUUAGAAACUGAAGUGAGACCUUCAGAUGUUGUAUGUGCGAUAAAUACUGAUGAUGUUAUGGUUCAAGAUGUCAUUAGUGAAAAGGGUUUCAAAGUUGUUGGGAUGCACUUCAUGGUUAUGGAUGCUGGAACUCGGGAUGCUCUUGAAGCAGAAAAGUCGGUUGAUGGGUUCAAUAUUGCUCAAGAAGCAGGGGAAUGGAAGGCAACCAUUUUUCAUCCGUAUCUUCCUUCUCAUGCUUACCUUACAUGCAGGUUUUUUUCUGCAAGAAAGCAUGGGUUGAUGGAUGAGCUUUUUUGUGAUUCAUAAUCUUCUGUAUGAGCAUUUGAUUUCAUGGCGAGGGUAACUGGAUUCGCCAAUUUGUUGUGGAGUAGUUCAGAUCAAUGCCAAAAAAGAACAUCAAGACGCAGAAUUCUAUCAUCACAGGGUUAACAAAUAAUGGAAAGAUGGAAAGUAAACUAAAUAUAUCCGAACAGAAUUUUGAGGAAUAACGCAGCUACAAAAACUAUAGAUGUUCAAAAUGUGGGCUUAUGGAAUCUAACAAAGCCGACGGUUGAACUUAUUAGCAUAUUGUAACACACACUGAUCAACAAAUUGAUUCUUUUUUGUUUUUUUUGUUUAUUGUGGUGACUUUGCUUUUAUCAUAUACGUGUUUUGUCAUUUUAUCAAAUGUUUUUUGAGCUACCCAAUGUUAUACUUAAACAACACUUAAUGAGGAAAAA
This is a messenger RNA of Lactuca sativa (garden lettuce), 1631 nucleotides long. RefSeq lists its product as uncharacterized. NCBI's taxonomy places the organism in Eukaryota, Viridiplantae, Streptophyta, Magnoliopsida, Asterales, Asteraceae. The record is from RefSeq and is a predicted model, not a curated record.